Debaryomyces fabryi is the source of this 1089-nucleotide messenger RNA. RefSeq names its product ribonuclease H2 catalytic subunit (gene RNH35). Gene Ontology annotation, molecular function: RNA-DNA hybrid ribonuclease activity; RNA binding. NCBI's taxonomy places the organism in Eukaryota, Fungi, Ascomycota, Pichiomycetes, Serinales, Debaryomycetaceae. Gene Ontology annotation, cellular component: ribonuclease H2 complex. The transcript has a single exon. Gene Ontology annotation, biological process: DNA replication, removal of RNA primer; mismatch repair. The record is from RefSeq and is a predicted model, not a curated record. Bases 1 to 1089 code for a protein of 362 amino acids.
AUGACAGAGAGUAAACGGGAACCACUAUCAGAUUCCGAAGAAGUUGAACAGGUUACUGCUAAAAAAAGAAAGCUUCAACCGGAAAAUGGUCCUGGCAAUGAUGCCUGGGUCCCACCGUCGAUAACUAGCAUAGACAACCCGUUGAACUUCGAUUCUUCAACAUACCACUCGCGUAUUCCACGAGAAAUAGAGGCAGAUAUGACUGCUCCUGUGGUGCUUGGGGUUGAUGAGGCCGGUAGAGGACCUGUGUUGGGCCCCAUGGUGUAUGGAAUUGCAUAUUCGCUCGAAUCGUACCUGAAGGACUUGCAAACGAAAUACGGGUUUGCCGAUUCCAAGACACUUAAAGACGACAAAAGACGCCAGUUGUUCCAGAUGAUUGAAAACGAAGCCCAUGAAUUGCACGGACAUGUUGGAUGGGCCACCACUACCAUGACGGCGAAAGACAUCUCGAGUGGUAUGCUCCAGACAGUGUUGGGCAAAGGGUCGUACAAUUUGAACGAACAGGCACAUGAUACCACCAUUGAAUUGAUCAAACAGGUGAUAGCAAAGGGUGUCAACGUUACUAAGGUGUUUGUCGAUACAGUCGGUCCCCCAACUACGUAUCAGGCCAAAUUGCUGAAGAUCUUCCCAACCGUCGCUAUCACCGUCGCCAAAAAGGCCGAUAGCAUCUAUCCUAUCGUCAGUACCGCGUCCGUCGUGGCUAAAGUUACCCGUGAUAUUAACCUACACUACUACAAUACCCAUUUGCCUCUUUUGCACCACCAUGUUUUAGGCUCGGGCUAUCCUUCCGACCCCAACACUAGCAAAUGGCUCCACGCCAACGUCGACCGGGUGUUUGGUUGGUGCUUCGGCCUAGUUCGUUUCUCGUGGCAAACUGCCAAAGACAGCUUAGAGAAACAUAAUGCUACUCCUGUCGUCUACGAGGCCCAAUGCAUCAAGGAGGACUCUGGUUACCACGACGUAGGAGACUUCUUCCUGGUUUCCGACACCCCGGCCACCAACUCUGGCACCAAUUGUGGGCCCAAUUCGUCAGGCCCUUCGCUCACAAUCGACUCGCUGUUCUACGGCUCUACAAACGUUCUGCUCUAG